UGGGCAGCUCUUCAUUGAUAGAGGAACCACCGAAAGGAAUAUAACACACUUGUUUUCUAACCCAAAACCCCACCACAUCUCUGUCGCUUUCUCAAUCUUUUCUCUUUUCUCUAUCUUUUCUCUUUUCUCUUUAUCAAACUAGACGAAAAGAUUUUAACUCCAUUUAUGAGUGAUAGCAAGAAAGGCAAAGAGGAAAAGUAGAAGCAGCUAAAUAUGGAUUGUUUUGGAGGAAAGAAAAAAAGCAGCAACCACUGUGAGAAGGAUCUUAGAGGGUUAACGGAGAAGGUAAGGCUUCUCCAAGAGGAUAUCAAAGCUAUAAUGUAUGAAAGAGAGAAAGAGAGUAGAGCUUAUGAGAGAGACAUGAUGGUUUUUGCAUUUAAAGAAGCCGAAUGGAAGCAAGAGAGGAAGAGGCUUAAAGAGGAAGUGAAGAGAUUGAGAAAGAUGUUGGAAGAGAAGGAAGUGAGAAUUAGAGAAACGGAAGAUGGGUUGGUGGGGGAGAAAAGCGAGAAAAAUUGGCCAUUUUCAAGGUUGGCUUCUACCUUCUUGGUUGAGCAAAUGAGGGAGGAGAGAGUGCGGAGAGAUGAGGCUGUUGAUAAGUGGAAGAAGCUGUAUCUUGCUAUCAAGACUGAGCUUGAUGAUCUCAUUCGGAAGACUCAUCGUGGGGAUGGACUGUAUUGGAAGGCAGAGGAAGAGGACAUGAUUGAAGAGCUAAAGAUGGAAGUGAAAGCCAAGGAGGAAAUCAUUGAAGAGCUGAAAGCAAGAAUAGCUUUAGUGGAGCAUGAAGAGUACAAAAGGGCAAGAGAGGUUGAUAUACUGAGGCAGAGCUUGAGAAUCAUGAGCAGUAUGAAUGCACCAUGCUUUGAUCUUAGCAAACCCAAGUUGACAAUUGUGAAACAGGCUAGCAAAGCGUAGCAUUUUAAGUAAAGUUCCACUUUCUGGCAGAUUGUAUGGCUAUUAAAAUUCAAUGAAACAAAAACUCCAACUUCGCAUUGCUCUAA
Hevea brasiliensis (rubber tree) is the source of this 998-nucleotide messenger RNA. Its product is annotated as stress response protein NST1. The transcript is spliced from 2 exons. The coding region runs from base 214 to 912 and encodes 232 amino acids. Lineage: Eukaryota; Viridiplantae; Streptophyta; Magnoliopsida; Malpighiales; Euphorbiaceae. The record is from RefSeq and is a predicted model, not a curated record.